This is a messenger RNA of Aedes albopictus (Asian tiger mosquito), 4318 nucleotides long. RefSeq lists its product as uncharacterized. Gene Ontology annotation, biological process: detection of chemical stimulus involved in sensory perception of smell; sensory perception of smell. The record is from RefSeq and is a predicted model, not a curated record. Lineage: Eukaryota; Metazoa; Arthropoda; Insecta; Diptera; Culicidae. The transcript is spliced from 2 exons. Gene Ontology annotation, molecular function: olfactory receptor activity; odorant binding. Gene Ontology annotation, cellular component: plasma membrane. The coding region runs from base 195 to 1466 and encodes 423 amino acids.
UAAAGUUGAAAGAUAGAUGAGUUGAAAUGUCCGUCUGUGCACGUGGAUUCAAUAAGGGCACUAGGUUCAGAUUGUAUCAAAUGGAAUAUGAAAUGAAUUAGUCUGAUUGAGUGGUUCUGGUUAUUGGUUGUUACAAAAUGUGGCCCUCGGUUAGAAACAAGUAGAAAGCAAACGUUUGGAGACGUUGGUACGUGAUGGCAUUCAAGUUUCUACACAUCUGUCGGGACCAAUUUCGAUGGAUUUUUGGACAAGUUUGCGAAGCUCUCAAUGCGAAGUUCACCAAUGAUAAGGACCUGUUCAUACUGCAUGACUUCUAUGCCAUGGUAGGAGGACUUCAUUUCAAUCAACAAAAUUCAAAUGUUAAACCGUGGUGGUAUCUGACUCGUGUAGUUCUUGUUACGACGUGCGUCCUUUUGAUAUGGAACUUAUGUUGGCAGAUGAUGAACGAGAGUAGAUUAGAGAUUCUGAUGAACACCAUUCAGAUCGGUGCCGGAUUGAUCAUUGUCCUCUGCCGAACACUAGUUAUUGGAUGGAACUACGAGAAACUCACGAAUCUGCGUCGCUAUCUUAACAGCCGGAAGUUCUGUCGAGAAAAUGAGGUCGCAUUCAAGAUUCGACGUAAGGUGUACCUCUUUAUCCAUCGAAUUGUACUCCUGUUUGUCACCAAUUCUUGCCUCAUGACAGCUCCAAUUUUCAUAAUUCAGCCCACAGCACCGCUUCGAAUUCCUUUCAAAUUCGGAAACUACGUGCUAGACAUCGUAGCGCAAAAGAUCUACCUUCUGAUGAUCAUCCAAAUUGUAAUUGACCUCGCAACUAACUUUUUCGUAAUCGUUAUGCUCCUCACUGGACUAACAGCCGAGUGUGAAAUUUUGUCAAAAGCUGUGGCUGAACUCUUUAAAACUACUAUUCUCAAGCUUGAGACAAUUGGACCUUCCAGGUCCAGUUCAGACGAACAAUUCUGGACAACUCUCAACCACCAGUUCGACAAGUGUAUCAUCCAACACAGAACCAUUCUACGGCAUCUGAUCGACAUCCGCCCUCUGCUGGAGGGCUCAUUCCUCAUAACCUACUAUACAGCCACGCUUAACAUCGCCUCCGGAGCAUUCUUCUUGAUCUCCAACCUGAAUCACAUCAACCUGUACAUCUACCAAAUCUGCCACUACACAAUCGUCCUGACCUUGGAAUGUUUCGUAUUCACCUUUUUCACCACCAAACUAUCCGAUGCGUACAAAUCCAUCGGUCAAUCAGCCCACGAGAUGGAUUGGCCCGACCACCUCCAACAUUGCCACCAAUUUGAACACCAGUACCGGGCCGUACGAGCCAAGAUUCUGACCAUGAUGACCGUUGGCAGUCAGGAUGUCCGAUUCAGCGCUGGUGGAUACUUCGAAUUCACGCAGGAGAAGUUCACCGACCUGAUGAAUAAGUCCUACUCGAUGAUUAUGUUUCUGUGGGAAAUGCGAAAGUAACAAGCCUCGCCUUGAACUAGUGGUUGCAAUCAAAGAAGUGUACACUGACAUUGUCUCAAUAAGUUUCAAUCGGUGCGAGGCAUAAAAAAUGCAAAAGAAAACGUGCUGUAGUGGAGCACGUUUUGCCUUUUUUUGUUCGAAGCGGUUGUUAGCAACUUAUAAUCAUACAACACCAUUCAUGACAGUCUGAUCAAAGAAAUCAGUGUUAAAUAGCUGUGAAUAGGUUUCUAUGUAUAAUUAUGUAGUUGUUUCUAGAACAGUUCAGACCAGGUAAAAAAUCAUUACAUUGGAUGUGUUAAUCACCGUUUAUUGAUAUUUAUCUGUUUUAUUGAUAUUUCCCGGCGACCCAAUGAAAACAACUAUUUUAUCCGCAGCAACUUUUGUAGAGCGAGGUGGACCACGACGGACUGGUCGUGCAGCGGAAUCUAUACCGACGACGGAACAAGGAAUCAAUCCGGGGAACUUUCGGUAUAACGCGUAAACAGUGGGAAACGACGACGUUCGAAACAGCGAUGUUUAUUGCACGGACUCUUACAGUGAACUGUAUAAUGCAAAACCUAUUGUCAAUGUCUCUCUCGCAUUGCCGCCCAUAGAUGGGGAGACAGAUGUCGCACUCCCAACACUCCUUCUCGACAUCUUCUGCGGCAAUUCUAUUAAGCUAUCGUAUUAUUUACAAUGAUCUUCUUACAAAUAAUACAAACAUCUUACACAAACAUCUAGCACACUUAGAACAUCGGACCUUAUUAACGAGUACUCCAACGACGUAACCACAAAUCAUCACCGUGGACGAUUGCCUCUAGUCGAUCGCUUCUCCAAUCGCUGUUCUAUUUCCGGUUCAUCUUUGCAUCCAUAGAAUUCAUCUUCAGAUUCUUCCGGAUGCUCCUCCUGUUCCUCUGUGCUCUUUCUGCCUUCACGUUCAAAUUGCUCCUCCUGUACGACUUCCUGUUCGAAGAACUCUGCCAAAUGUGUUGACAGUUCUUCGGAUGAUGAGUCUCCUUACGCAGCUUCAAAAAUUCGACGGUCUUCAGCACACACAAAUUCCCGUACACUUCGCCCACUGCAGCACUCUCUCCUUCGUCACUCCUUAUUGCACAGCCCAAUGUGACAAAAUCCACUCCGAAGCCUUUCUGCGUCAACUUCUGCACGGAAAUCAGUCCACUGUCUAAAGUCGGUAUGUACAGCACUUCCGUCAGCCGUAUAUUGACGAUAUUUCCUGCCACGUUCACGCACUUCACUAGGCCUUCACCAAUUCCGUGGGACUUCGUGGCAGAGCCAUCUGCCAGCGCCACAUCGACGCACUUGCUGCUAUCCAACUUCGUGAAGAAUGAGCGGUCGUUGGUUAUAUGACAUAAACAACCACUGUCAAUAUACCAAUAUUUUUCAUAUAAGUGUGGGCAACUCUAAUCUAGAUGCAUUCUUAGAUAAUUCCUACUUACCUUGAAACCUUGUUCGCUACAAAGUAACUUUACUUCAACGCAGAGCGUAUAGUAGAGCACCAUCUUCGUCGGUCUUGGGCGAUGUUCCUCCAGUUUCCCCGAACGUGUAGGGAUCGUAGAUCUUCUUCAAUGGCGUGCAGCCAGCGAGUUCGCGGCCGCCCAAGAAGUCGCCUACCUCUACCGGGUUCUCUGCUGAAUAUUCGCACUACGUGUCCAGCCCACUGAAGUCUGCCGUAAUUUAUACGUUUCACAAUAUUCACAUCUUCGUACACUUGGUACAACUCGUGAUUCAUGCGUCUGCGCCACACCCCAUUUUCUUGUUUCCCACUGAGAAUUGUGCGCAGCACUUUGCGCUCAAAAACUCCAAAAGCUUUUCGGUCUACCUCCUUUAACGUUCACGCUUCGUGACCGUAGAGGGCAACCGGAAGAAUCAGCGUCUUAUACAGAGCGAAUUUUGUUUGCGUUUGCAAGUUACGGGACCUAAGCUGGUUACGCAAUCCGCAGCUGCAAUACGCCUUUUCACUUCACGGGAAACGUCAUUGUCACAUGUCACAAGUGUUCCAAGAUAAACAAAUUCUUCAACAACUUCAAACACUUCCCCAUCAAUCACUACCUCAGCACUAACACCACUAGGCCUGCUUCUGUCUCUACCCGCUAUCAUGUACUUCAUCUUGGUAGAGUUAAUCGUCAAGCCUAUCCUCGCUGUCUCUCUCUUCAGAGGAGCAUAAGCUUCCUCCACUGCCCUACGAUCGAUGCCGAUGAGAUCAAUAUCGUCCGCAAAACCGAGGAGCAUGUGCAACCGUGUGAUGAUAGAGCCAUUCCUCUGCACGCCUGACCUCCUAAUCGCUCCUUCGAGUGCAAUGUUGAACAAUAAAUUUGAAAGAGCAUCCCCCUGCUUCAAUCCAUCCAAGGUCACAAACGACGUAGACACUUCGUCCGCGAUCCGAAUACUUGAUUUUGAUCCAUCCAGCGUUGCGCGUAUCAGCCUAAUUAGUUUCGCCGGAAAACCAUGUUCUGACAUUAUCUGCCAAAGCUCAUUUCUUUUCACUGAAUCGUACGCUGCUUUAAAAUCAACGAACGGAUGGUGAGUCUGCAAGUUAUAUUCCCGAAAUUUAUCUAGGAUCAUCCGCAGGGUAAACAUUUGAUCCGUCGUUGAUCGGCCCUCACGAAAACCAGCCUGGUAUUCGCCGACGAAGGACUCCUCAAGAGGUCGCAAUCUGUUGAACAGGACACACGACAGUAUCUUAUACGCCGAAUUUAAAAGGGUAAUCCCUCUGUAAUUGGCACACUCCAGUCUAUGCCCUUUCUUGUAGAUUGGGCAUAUGAGGCCAUGCAACCAACUGGUGGGCAAUUCUUCAUCCUUCCAAAUCUUUGUAAUAAUCUGAUGGAUUGAUUGAUGUACCUGCUCGCAUCCGU